Messenger RNA from Rotaria sp. Silwood2, 1290 nucleotides. The record is from the annotation of a GenBank genome assembly. Lineage: Eukaryota; Metazoa; Rotifera; Eurotatoria; Philodinida; Philodinidae.
AUGCCAAUUCUAAAAGGUGAAAAACAAAAAUUCUGUCGAAAUCUAUAUUGUGCAGAUCCGAUGGACAUUAAUCGAAAUUUAGCUUACAUGAUGAAAGCAAGUUGUUCGUUCGCAUAUCUUCGAAAAACAUUGAAGAGAGCAUUGAAUUAUCUAUGUCAAAAUGACAGAAAAUCACAAAUAGCAAAUAAUGUGAUAAUGAAGGAAAUUUAUCGUUCAUGCGAAACAUUUUUUGUUACUUUACUAUCUGAUCUCAAAAAAGGUGUCAAUUGCACACAGGAAGAUCUCCGACAAGCAUACAAACAAACAUUUGACAAUGAAUUAAAUCGUUGGCCUGAGCCAAAGCUUCAAAUAAAUGAUAACAAUCUGUUAACAUUAUUAGAUGAAACAUCUGUGAGCGAAGUCGAACUUGAAGAUCCAUACAUGGAUGAUUUCAAGACAGAUUCUGAUAUUGUAACAAGAGAGCAAGAUGUUGAUGAGCCUAUUGAAAAUACUCGACUAUUAAAAAUGUAUUCCGAUAUUGAUCCACGUGUUCGUGAACUAGGCUUCGUCAUGAAAAAUUUAGCAAAAUUGAACGAUGGUCUAUCAACAAAUGUUCCCAACGUUCGAAAAUGUGGCAAUUGGAAUGUUUACUUUUACGAUAAUUUAAACAACAUAAAUCAGGUUUGGAAAGGUUAUGGUUUGAAUAAAUUAUCAUCCGGUGAAUUAUGGAUUGAAUUUUUACGCUAUUAUACUGAACGAUUUGAUUAUGAAACUAAUAUUGUUACUAUUCGGCAAGAUAAACCAUUAUUACGUUUAGAAAAAGGAUGGUUUCAUCCGACUAUUGCUAUUGAAGAUCCAUUUUGUUUAACUCACAAUUUAACUGAUAAAUUGUCUUUGAAAAGAACUGUCGCAGGUCUAUUAAUUAACACAAGCGAUUUUUUUGUUAAAGAACUAUUUGACUUUCCAACAGUUAAAAUUAAUAUAAGUUCUGACACUGGAUUUGGUCUUAUAUGUGUUCGUCUUUGUAUGAUAGUUGAAAAAACUUCAUCUUCAAUACUUUUAUCAAGUGGAAUUCUUAAUGUAACACAUUAUAAAUCACAUGAACAUCCUGAACAAUUAAAUAUAAAGGAAAUAUACAAUAUUGAAAUAACAUUAUCGGGUAUAAUUGAUGAUAAUGGUUCAAUUGAAUAUCCAAAUCGAUUAAUAUUUGAUGAAAUGUCAGAAAAUCAAUCAUCGAUUAAAAUUGAUAUAAAAACAAAUUCAAUUAUGUUUACUAAAGAAUCACCAUCAAGAUAUCAUAUUCAACAUUAA